Messenger RNA from Zophobas morio, 1020 nucleotides. RefSeq lists its product as uncharacterized. The record is from RefSeq and is a predicted model, not a curated record. Bases 90 to 953 code for a protein of 287 amino acids. NCBI's taxonomy places the organism in Eukaryota, Metazoa, Arthropoda, Insecta, Coleoptera, Tenebrionidae. The transcript is spliced from 5 exons.
CUAAUUUUGACAUCACUCAAAAAUUUUCGGUUAUUCAUAAAAUCAAAAUAUUUGCCUUGUAGAGCAUUGCUAUUUCAUUACGUUCCAACAUGAAUCCUGACGGUGUAAGUCCACCACCGUAUCCUUCCAAAUCUCCAACACCAACUCGAGAAAUGGAAGCGAGCGGUACCAGCAGGACGCACGUAUACCUGGACGACGAAACCUUGCACAGAAUGAUCGAAUCUUUCGGACCACUGGAAUAUUCUCAAUUUGCCGCCACUCUCAAUUCGCCCGAAACCUAUGGAGCCCUUGGAGAGCAAGACCCUUUUGCAAAUCUGGGUGUUCAGCCCGAAUUGGCUUGGACAACUCCGGAAUCUAUUAACAGAAGAAAAGGAAGAUCGCCACGUACCGAGACUACCAUUUCGUCGGAGCAUAGCUAUAUGAUGUCACAAGCCGAAAUAGCAGCAGAUGAGAGCAACCCUGAAGCAGCUGAAGCCAAAAAGGAAAGUCUCAUCGAAUGGUUUGAUCGUUCAGUGGAAAAAGAACUUGAAAAGAGAAGAGACACAGGAAGCCCAACAGCCAGUAGUCCAGUCGAUCCAGCACUGGCGCCCAUCAAAGCCAAACAUGCUUUAAACUUAUCAAAAGGUGCAGCCGAAAGAAUGGCUGAAGCUAGUGCCAGUAGGGUGGAGAUCGCUGCAAGAUUACAAAGUGACUUUACGACGGAAUUGACUGAUGCUGUCGAGAAAUACGCUAAAGCAGAAACUAUGUCCAAUUAUACAGAAGCAUUGCAAGCUGCUGAAGCGGCUGCUCUAAAUGCUCCUCCUGAAUUAAUGGAACAAGCAGCAGCUGCUGAAGCUAAAAGGAUCCAGGCGGAGUUUUCGAGGGUUAAGGAAACGAUUCCGGGGGUUAGACCCAUAGAAGUUGUGGGCUACGUGGGUAUUACUAAACCUGUUCAUCCCAAAAAGCCGAGAUAGCGUCGAAGAAUAUUUUGUUACAUUUUUUUUAAUAAAAUGUAACUCUUUUCCAUGUAUUUAUGUUUGA